AUGCCUAUGCCUGACCCCUUCUGGCCGGGAUACUGGGACGAAGAGUUCCCCGACGACAGAGAGUUCGCGAUCGAAUACUCAUUCAACGAGGUCAACGACGCGGAGGUGAAGCUUAACAUGAGGCAUCGACUGCAUCCCGAUGACUACCACCCGGAUGCUGUGCUGGUGGACGUGCCUCGCGGGGCUGAGAUCGACGAGCUAGAGCUGGUUUCGGAGAUGGGAUAUGAGGCCAGGCUCGUCGCCAAGAAAAAGGGGGCCGUGCUCCAGAACCCCUUCCUGGCGAUGGUGUACUAUGAGGCUGGCGGCCAGGCGGCGUACAGGGUCUGGGUUGACGUCUUGUCGCCCGGGGCUGGCGUGAAACCGCAGGCUCGUUGUGUGUUUCGCCCGAUGGAGAUGGGGGAGGACGAGCUGCGAGAGAUGGUGCUGGCGGACCGGGAGCAAAGUGGGGAAAACGUGCAGCAUCCUCAAGACAUCCACAGAGCCGAACUAGCGAGAGUCUCUGGGCUGGUCGGCGGCGAGUCGACCGUUUCUAGUAUCAGGAACAAUAGUAUUGUUUAA
Aspergillus saccharolyticus JOP 1030-1 is the source of this 558-nucleotide messenger RNA. RefSeq lists its product as uncharacterized. NCBI's taxonomy places the organism in Eukaryota, Fungi, Ascomycota, Eurotiomycetes, Eurotiales, Aspergillaceae. The transcript has a single exon. The coding region runs from base 1 to 558 and encodes 185 amino acids. The record is from RefSeq and is a predicted model, not a curated record.